GAAACGCACAAACGCACCCAACCUCUCCAGCCCUCCCGCCUGCCUCGCUCUCCCCCCUCCCGCUCCGCGCCGCCCCGCGAGCGCCGGCGCUGCACAGAGGAACUCUCCGGAGCUGAAGGGCGAGGAGGAAGCGGCGCCGGAGCGCGCAGAGCUUGCUACUGCCGCCGCCACCGCCGCCGCUGCGCAGGCUGCCGGAGCGAGCCCGCCGCGCCAACCCUCCUUGCUCUCCUUCCCAGGCGAGCAGCGGGGAUGGGGCGGCCGCGGGAGCCCGAGCGCGCGCAGGAGCCGCCGCCGCCCGCGUCUCCGUAGCCGCGCGCCUGAGCCGCCGUCGUCACCUCGCGCCCUGCCCGGGGGCACCCCCCCAUCCCCAUGGAGGUCUCCCGAAGAAAGGCACCACCGCGCCCCCCGCGUCCCGCCGCGCCGCUGCCCCUGCUCGCCUAUCUGCUGGCUCUAGCGGCGCCCGGCCAGGGCGCGGACGAGCCUGUGUGGCGGUCCGAGCAAGCCAUCGGAGCCAUUGCGGUGAGCCGGGAGGACGGAGUGUUCGUGGCGAGCGGCAGCUGCCUGGACCAGUUGGACUACAGCCUGGAGCACAGCCUCUCGCGUCUGUACCGGGACCAAGCGGGCAACUGCACGGAGCCCAUCUCCCUGGCGCCCCCCGCGCGGCCCCGGCCCGGGAGCAGCUUCAGCAAGCUGCUGCUGCCCUACCGCGAGGGGGCGACCGGCCUCGGGGGGCUGCUGCUCACGGGCUGGACCUUCGACCGAGGCGCCUGCGAGGUGCGGCCGCUGGGCAACUUGAGCCUCAGCUUCCUGAGCAACGCCACCGAGGUGGUGUCCUGUCACCCGCAGGGCUCGACGGCCGGCGUAGUGUACCGCGCGGGCGAGGGUAAACGUUGGUACCUAGCCGUGGCCGCCACCUACGUGCUGCCAGAGACUGAGACGGCGAGCCGCUGCAACCCGGCAGCAUCCGACCACGACACUGCCAUUGCGAUCAAGCACACCGAGGGGCGCCGCAGCCUGGCCACCGAGGAGCUGGGCCGCCUCAGGCUAAGCGAAGGGGGCGUGCGUAGCCUGCACUUCGUGGAUGCCUUUCUCUGGAAUGCCAGCGUCUACUUCCCCUACUAUCCCUACAACUACACGAGCGGCGAUGCCACGGGCUGGCCCAGCAUGGCGCGCAUCGCGCAGAGCGCAGAGGUGCAGUUCCAGGGCCAGGCGGCCCUCGACUGCGGCCACGGGCACCCCCACGGCCGCCGCCUGCUCCUCUCCUCCAGCCUGGUGGAGGCCCUGGACGUCUGGGCGGGCGUGUUCAGCGCGGCCACUGGGGAGGGUCAGCAGAAGCGCUCUCCCGCCACCACGGCACUCUGCCUCUUCAGGAUGAGUGAGAUCCAGGAGCGCGCCAAGAGCUGCAAGUGGGACUUCGAGCCCAACCAGCAAAACUGCAAAGGCAACCAGCAACUUGAAAAAGUCCAGCCCAUUGCAUCGUCUACCUUGAUCCAUCCUGACCUGACAGCUGUUUAUGGCACCGUGGUAAUGAACAGAACUGUUUUAUUCCUGGGGACUGGAGAUGGCCAGUUACUUAAGGUUAUUCUUGAUGAGAAUUUGACCUCAAAUUGUCCGGAGGUUAUCUAUGAAAUUAAAGAAGAAACCCCUGUUUUUUACAAACUUGUUCCUCAUCCUAAGAAGAAUAUGUACAUCUAUGUAACAGCUGGAAAAGAGGUGAGGAGAAUUGGAGUUGCAAACUGUAAUAAACAUAAAUCCUGUUCGGAGUGCUUAACAGCAGCAGACCCUCACUGCGGUUGGUGCCAUUCUCUACAAAGGUGUACUUUUAAAGAUGAUUGUGUACGUUCAGAGAACUCAGAAAACUGGCUGGAUAUUUCAUCAGGACCUAAAAGGUGCCCUCAAAUUCACAUAUCUCGAAGAGGUAAAGACAAGGCUAUGGUGACUUUGGUGGGAAGCGUCCCUCCCAGACGCUCGGGCUGCGUGGUGAGGAACGCAGACACCGGCAGGGAGCUCUGCAAGGGUGAGGGCCGGCCGAAUGAGACCUGCACCUGCAACAUCCCGACCACAGCACCCUACAAAGAUGUUUUAGUUGUCAACGUGACAUUCUCCUUCGGUUCUUGGCAUUUAUCAAAAAGAUUCAACUUUACCAACUGCUCGUCAUUAAGAGAGUGCCCAGUGUGUGUUGGAGCAGGCUGUGCUUGGUGUAGGAAUGGGAGGUGUGUCCACCCGUUCACAGCGUGCGGCCCUUCCGACUCCUACAGAAACCAGGAACCUUGCCAGGCUGUGGUGGAGAGGCGGGCGCCAGCCCAAACGCCAGGAGGCAGAGGGUUUGCGAAGAGUAACAGAACCCACCCCGGCUCGCAGGUCUUCUACGUCAAGUCCAUUGAGCCACAGAAAAUAUCAACCUUAGGGAAAAGAAACGUGGUGGUCACGGGAGCAAACUUCACCCAGGCGUCACACGGCAUCGUGAUGGUCCUGAAAGGAACCAGCACCUGUGACCAGGACGUGAUACAGGUUAGCCAAGUGCUAAACGACACCCACAUGAAAUUCUCUCUGCCAUCAAGCCGAAAAGAAAUGAAGGACGUGUGUAUCCAGUUCGAUGGUGGGGCCUGUUCUUCUGUGGGGUCCUUGUCCUACAUUGCUCUGCCACACUGCUCCCUCCUCUAUCCUGCUACCACCUGGAUCAGUGGUGGUCAGAAUAUAACCAUCAUGGGCCGAAAUUUUGAUGUAAUUGACAACUUAAUCAUUUCCCAUGAGUUAAAAGGAAACAUAAAUGUCUCUGAAGAUUGUAUGGCAACUUACUGCAGUUUCUCAGCCCCCAGUUUAAAGAGUUCAAAAGUGCGUACAAAUGUCACUGUGAAGCUGAGAGUUCAGGAGACCUACUUGGAUUGUGGAAGCUUGCAGUAUCUUGAGGACCCCAGAUUUACAGGAUAUCGAGUUGACCCCGAGGUGGACACAGAACUGGAAGUAAAAAUUCUGAAAGAAAAUGAUAACUUCAACAUUUCUGAGAAAGACAUUGAAAUUACACUCUUCCAUGGGGAAAAUAAGCAAUUAAAUUGCAGCUUUGAGAAUAUUACUAGAAAUCAAGAUCUCACCACCAUCCUCUGCAAGAUUAAAGGCAUCAGAACUGCAAACAGCAUCGCCUCCUCUUCCAAGAAAGUUCACGUCAAACUGGGCAACCUGGAGCUCUAUGUUGAGCAGGAAUCAGUCGCUUCCCCUUGGUAUUUUCUGAUUGGGCUUCCCGUCUUGCUCGUGAUUGUCAUUUUUGUGGCUGUGGGGGUGACCAGACACAAAUCCAAGGAGCUCAGUCGCAAGCAGAGCCAACAGCUGGAGCUCCUGGAGAGCGAGCUCCGGAAAGAGAUCCGUGAUGGCUUUGCCGAGCUGCAGAUGGAUAAAUUGGAUGUGGUUGAUAGUUUUGGAACUGUUCCCUUCCUUGACUACAAACAUUUUGCUCUGAGAACUUUCUUCCCCGAGUCAGGUGGCUUCACACACAUCUUCACCGAAGAUAUGCAUAACAGAGAUGCCAGCGAUAAGAACGAGAGUCUCACAGCUUUGGACACCCUAAUUUGUAACAAAAGUUUCCUUGUUACAGUCAUCCACACCCUGGAAAAGCAGAAGAACUUUUCAGUGAAGGACAGGUGUCUGUUUGCCUCCUUCUUAACCAUCGCACUGCAAACCAAGCUGGUCUAUCUGACCAGCAUCCUGGAGGUGCUGACCAGGGACUUGAUGGAGCAGUCCAGUAACAUGCAGCCUAAACUCAUGCUAAGACGCACUGAGUCCGUGGUUGAAAAACUCCUUACAAACUGGAUGUCUGUCUGCCUUUCCGGUUUUCUGCGGGAGACCGUUGGAGAGCCAUUCUAUUUGUUGGUGACCACUUUGAACCAGAAAAUAAACAAGGGUCCUGUAGAUGUAAUCACGUGCAAAGCCCUGUACACCCUUAACGAAGACUGGCUGCUGUGGCAGGUCCCGGACUUCAGUACCGUGGCAUUAAACGUCAUCUUUGAAAAAAUCCCAGAAAACGACAGUGCAGAUGUCUGUCGGAAUAUUUCAGUCAAUGUUCUUGAUUGUGAUACUAUAGGCCAAGCCAAAGAAAAGAUUUUCCAAGCAUUCCUCAGCAAAAAUGGCUCUCCUUAUGGACUUCAGCUGAAUGAAAUUUGUCUUGAGCUUCAGGUGGGCACACGGCAGAAGGAACUCCUGGAUAUUGACAGCUCCUCUGUGAUUCUCGAAGACGGCAUAACCAAGCUUAACACCAUCGGCCACUAUGAGAUAUCAAAUGGAUCCACUAUAAAAGUCUUUAAGAAGAUAGCAAAUUUCACUUCAGAUGUGGAGUACUCCGACGACCACUGCCAUUUGAUUUUACCAGAUUCGGAAGCAUUCCAAGAUGUGCAAGGCAAGAGACAUCGGGGGAAGCACAAGUUCAAAGUAAAAGAAAUGUAUCUGACAAAGCUGCUGUCAACCAAGGUGGCAAUUCAUUCUGUGCUGGAAAAACUUUUUAGAAGCAUUUGGAGUUUACCCAACAGCAGGGCCCCAUUUGCCAUAAAGUACUUUUUUGACUUUUUGGAUGCCCAGGCCGAAAACAAAAAAAUCACAGAUCCUGAUGUCGUACACAUUUGGAAAACGAACAGCCUUCCUCUUCGCUUCUGGGUAAACAUCCUGAAGAACCCACAGUUUGUCUUCGACAUUAAGAAGACGCCGCACAUCGAUGGCUGUUUAUCAGUGAUCGCCCAGGCGUUCAUGGACGCGUUUUCUCUCACGGAGCAGCAGCUGGGGAAGGAAGCACCAACUAAUAAACUUCUCUAUGCCAAGGAUAUCCCAACCUACAAAGAGGAAGUGAAAUCUUAUUACAAAGCAAUCAGGGAUUUGCCUCCAUUGUCAUCUUCAGAAAUGGAAGAAUUCUUAACUCAGGAAUCUAAGAAACAUGAAAAUGAAUUUAAUGAAGAAGUGGCCUUGACAGAAAUCUACAAAUACAUCGUAAAAUAUUUUGAUGAGAUUCUAAAUAAACUAGAAAGAGAACGAGGGCUGGAAGAAGCUCAGAAACAACUCUUGCAUGUAAGAGUCUUAUUUGACGAAAAGAAGAAAUGCAAGUGGAUGUGAGCACUCUGGGGCCUGGCUUAAUCUGGCAAAGUUCUUCAGACGACUUGAGAGCAAAAUGGCUGCUCGAGCUACUCUGCACCGUUAAUUUUUAAAGUUUGCACAUAGGUUCCACUUUGAGCACUGUCUGUAAGAGACCAAGGCACAUGCACAGCUUACUACUGUGCCUGUGUGUAUAGUGUGGGAACCCUUUUGUAAAUAGAGUUGAAGUGGUUGUUGCAGACAGCCUCCUUGUUUACAGAGAAUACAGGGCCAGUAAGCAAGUGUCGGUAUUGUAACUACAGUCUCCACUUAAGCACAAUGAUGUAAGUGGUUUUGUUUGAAAACUACAGCUAGGUAGCACUUGUGACUACACCGCACCUCUGCAGAAAAGGGACGCUGCCAGUGACGAAACAAAAUGUGAAGCGAGUCAUUUGGAAACAAGGCGGAGGUGUUAGGGCAACCUUGAGGAUUUGCAGCAGCAAAACGUUCCAUAGUAGUUCUUGGAAAAGUCGACAGCAGAAUUUGGUAGUGUGUACACUUAGCAUUUGUGAGUGUGUGUAUGUGUUUUUAAACCAAAAACUAACAGUGUUGCAACAUUGUUGAAAGGGCUCGUGUUUUUCAGUGGUCGCCAACUGCACUCCAUCACUCACCUCCAUUUCACUAGCGGGCUCUAAAGCAAGGAGAGUGAGUAGGCUUUAUUUAAAUGCACAAUGUUUGAUCCAGACACUUUGUCUUAGGGUUAUGUUCCUUCCUUUCACUUUACUUUUUCAAACUGAUUGCAUUUGAUAAUGGACAUGAUGGGUGUUAAAAAAAAUCUUGAGUUCAUUUCUGUCUAAAAACUUUGAUCAGACUUGUGGAGCAGUAACUCACUCCCCUAAUCCUACAUUUCUAUCCUGGAGUCUUCUUGCUUUAGAGUUCUGGUGAAUCAAUCCUGUGGUUAUAAAUACUUGUGUGUGAUUAAAAAAAAGAUACAUUUUACAUUUCAUGAAAUUGCUGUUCACACUGGAGUAUUAUAUAUGAAUAUAUAUAUUUGAGGCCCAAGGCCUGAAAAAUAUUAGUAUAAAACUUGGUAUCUUAGUCUUACUCUGUACUUUUUGAAAGUAUUCCUCACAAGGAAAAUUAAAAAUACUCAUCUUAUUCAUGCCUUUUUUUUUAAAAGAAUUUCUUAUACAGUAGUCUUUUUAUUGCUGGUUUUUUUAUUCCUGAAAUUUUGCUGCUCAUGACCAAUUUUAAUACCACUGUGGUUUCCUUCUAGUCAAUCAGAAGUCAAAAGCAUACUUAGCAACUGUCAAACUUUCCUUGUGGCACCUUUUGUUCUUGGUGCUCCCAAUCCCAGUUUGAGGAAAGUCAUUUUUUUCAAGUAGCAAAUAAAACAUUGAUCACACGUUCCUUAAAAUAACUUACCAACACUGUACGGGAUAUCAGGAUUUAAACGUGAAUUUGUCUUGGAUAAAUGCAAUUUCUUUUGCUCCUCGGUAUCUGGUAAGAAGUGAGAGGUGACACCUCAACCAACCGAACAGAGAAAAAAAGCAGUUAUGCCCUUACAGGUACCUUCCCGAUCCCAUCGCUUUCGACCAAUGGACACACCUCAAAAAUACUACCAAAUAGGUGACUUACGAGUAAGUGUUAGGGUGAGAGGUCUGGCCCCCACCCAAGGCUGCUGCAGUCUUGAUGUGAAGGUGUGCAGAAGAGAACAAACCGUAGGAGAGUUGAGAGCCAACGGUAGGAGAGUUGCCCAAAAGACUUCCCCUUCUUUAGGGUACAGAAAUGUUAGGAAAACUUGAAGGAAGAGCUACAGCUUUCUCUGAGUAUUUUGUAAAAGCUCCAUGAGGGUGUCCCCGUCCAGCUCUGUGGCACAUGAGUCCUGUGUGGAGACUUACCUCCUCUUCCAGGGACUGUGCUGCUGGGAACUUUGGGCAAGUCACUUACCUCUUUGUGCCUCAAUUUCUGUGUAAUAUUUCUUUUUAGCCUACCUCACUGAGGUGGUGUGAAGAAUCACUAAUAUAUGUAGCGUGUUUGUCAAUCCUCCAGUGAAAAGCACUAUCUAGAUCACAUUUUGGAUCCCAUUAGUCAAACGCAGUAAAUGGCCAAAUUCGAUGUGUGCCGAAGACAAUCAGUCACUGGGUCCAUAUUAAAUAGCAACCAGAGAAACAAAUGGCAAACAAUUUAGAGUUUCAAGUUUCUUUGCAUAUUUUUUGGUGCAAAACCAUUUAUAAACUUUUUUUUCCCUAACACUAGUGUCUACAGCAGCAUUUAAAAAUUCUGUUAACUUUUCUGUAUUAGAGAUUUAAAGUCUAUUUCUUAUUGUAUACCUGAUUGAAGCUGUUCUUGGAGAUGAAUGUUUUAAAUGUCUAUAUCCAAAAAAU
Molecule: messenger RNA, 7436 nt
Organism: Artibeus jamaicensis (Jamaican fruit-eating bat)
Lineage: Eukaryota; Metazoa; Chordata; Mammalia; Chiroptera; Phyllostomidae
Gene: PLXNC1
Product: plexin C1
Exons: 31
Coding region: 370-5091 (1573 amino acids)
Biological process (GO): regulation of GTPase activity; positive regulation of axonogenesis; regulation of cell shape
Cellular component (GO): semaphorin receptor complex
Molecular function (GO): semaphorin receptor activity; protein binding
Source: RefSeq, a predicted model, not a curated record